Molecule: messenger RNA, 2228 nt
Organism: Medicago truncatula (barrel medic)
Lineage: Eukaryota; Viridiplantae; Streptophyta; Magnoliopsida; Fabales; Fabaceae
Product: myb-like protein X
Exons: 2
Coding region: 291-1739 (482 amino acids)
Molecular function (GO): calmodulin binding
Source: RefSeq, a predicted model, not a curated record
AGCUAUAGUUUGAUAAAAAUGUAAACAAAUCAUUUAAUUUAAUUUGUGAUUUCAUGCCUGCAGUACAGCUCCUUUGAGUUGUGCAUGAUUUGUGAUUUCCUUUUUUGAUGUUUUUGUUAAAUUUCUUAGCCUACAAUUGCUGUAUUUUCUCUUCCAAUCAACUCAUAUUUUCUCCUUCUUAAGCAAUUUCAUUUGCUUUGUUCCCACAAAUUCACUCUUCCAUUAGCUUUAUUUUAUCCAGUGUGCAGAUUCUAUCAAGAAUUUCUUAUAGCUUAAAUACCUAAUUAUAUAUGGCAACAAAAACUAAAGAAAGUAGUACACUUGUUGGGAAUGAGAGGAAGAAGACAGCACCUUCUAUCACAACCACCAAAAGGACCACAAAACCAUCCACAACAAACAAGAGUAACUCAACCACCUCAUCAGAGAAAAACAUCCCAAACUAUCUAAAACCUACAACAAGUUUCAAACAACUCAAAACUGAGACUCCAAUUAAGCCUUCUCCAUUAAGAAGAAGAUCAUUAGACAAAUCACUUUCAUCUUCAAAUUUAACAGCAACAAAACAAAAAGAAACCUCUUUUUCAAGACUUCACAAAACCCUUGUUUCUCCUGGCCCUAGAGAAAGAUCUGCUACACUAAAUAAUAGAUCUUCCAAUGUUCCAGUUAAAAGUACCAACACUUCAAAACCUAUUUCAAAUAAGACACCAAGUGAUGCAAAAACUAAGCUAGUUGGGAAAAAGGUUAUAAAUAAGAGUGCUUUUAGUAGAAACAAUUCUACUUCUAAAACCUCUAAGAAGGUAGCUAAUGAUCAUGCUUCUGAUAUUCCUGCAAAGAUCAAAGCUGUGAUUACAUAUUCUGAUUCAUCAAGUGUUGAAACUGAAGAUGUUAAAGAGGUUACAAACCAAGAAGUUGAAGUGAUAAAAGUGGAGAAUGAAGAAUAUGUAUGUCAUGAGAUUUCAACUGAUGUCAACUCUGAAUUACCACAACAGCAUGAACAUGAUCAAAUUCUUGAGGAUUCUGACAUGUCUCAGAAUCAAGCUGAUGAUGAGAAAGUCAUUUCUACGGUUUCAGACCAAGAAGUAGAAGAAAAGGAGUCACAAGAAGAGGAACAUGAACUUGAGCAUGAAGAGAAAGAAAACAAUAAUGAGAAUCAGACAGAAGAAGUUGAUCAUUCGGAGGUUGAAAGCGAAGUUUCUGUAAUUGAAAAGGAAGAAAAUGAAAGUGAGAAUCAGAUAGAAGAAGUUGAUCGUUCCGAGGUUGAAAGUGAAGUUUCUGUGAUUGAAAAGGAAGAAAAUCAAAGUGAGAAUCAGACAGAAGAUGUUGAUCGUUCCAAGGUUGAAAUCGAAGUUUCUGGUAAUGAAAAGGUAGAAAUUGAAAGUGGGAAUCAGAGAGAAGAAGUUGAUCAUUUUGAGGUUGAAAGCGAAGUUGCUGUGAAUGAAAAGGAAGAAAAUGAAAGUGGGAAAGUAAUAGAAGAUCAAAAAAGUGAGAACAACAAUGAAGAGGAACAUGGAGGUGAAGAGAAGGAAGCUGUUGAAGGAGGGGUUAGUGAAGAAGUUGAAGAAGCUAAGAUUGAGGUAGCACAACCAAAGCAACAACAAUUAGCAGUAAAAGGGAAGAAUGAUUUAUCUCAAGUAUCUAAUGGUAUGAUUGAGGAAACUGCAAGCAAGCUAUUGGGGAGGAAGAACAAGGUUCUUGCAUUGGCUGGAGCAUUUCAAACUGUCAUUGAUCAUCAAAUCAAAUGAACCAUGCAUGCAUGCCACACUUGUAUUAUUUUAUGUGAGACUAUACUUUGCUGACACUCAUUUUGGAAUUAAAGGGAACAGUGUGAGAGAAGUGAGAGUUAUACUCAUGAUUGAAAAAUCAACUUUUGAGAUUUAAACAAAUUCUUUGUUAUAUAUAUGUGUGUGUAUGCUAUUGCAAUUGCAAUUAUAAUUUCAACUCCUGAUUUUCCAAGAAAUGAUUAUAGCUCCUCAUUUUUCCUUCUAACUUUCUCAAUUCAGAAGACAAAAUCUCAGGAGUAGGAAGAAAGAAAAAACAAGAACAAAACAAAAGAGUUGAAGAAUUUAUUCUGAUGUAUGAGUGCUAUACCAUUGUAAACUACGUAAAUUAUUCAGUCUUUUGACAAUUUGACAGCUCUCUUCCUUUUGUUCUUCACAAACUGCAGUAAUGCAAAGCUUGUGUUUGAUUCACCAAGAAGAUAUUAGCUGAUAUUAUUUGACGAUUAUGAUUGA